Messenger RNA from Hemicordylus capensis (graceful crag lizard), 7747 nucleotides. Its product is annotated as zinc finger protein ZFP2-like. Gene Ontology annotation, cellular component: PcG protein complex; transcription regulator complex. Gene Ontology annotation, biological process: regulation of transcription by RNA polymerase II. Gene Ontology annotation, molecular function: DNA-binding transcription factor activity, RNA polymerase II-specific; RNA polymerase II cis-regulatory region sequence-specific DNA binding. The record is from RefSeq and is a predicted model, not a curated record. The coding region runs from base 554 to 1576 and encodes 340 amino acids. NCBI's taxonomy places the organism in Eukaryota, Metazoa, Chordata, Lepidosauria, Squamata, Cordylidae. The transcript has 2 exons.
CUACAGCUCCCAUAAUCCCUGGCUAUUGGCCACUGCGGCUGGGGAUUAUGGGAGUUGUAGUCCCCAAACAGCUGGGGUGGGGGACCUAAGUUGAGCAGGGCCUGGGUUAGAGAAAGAGCCAGCUGUUGGGAGCUGCCUUGAGCUUUUGCAGCCUGCUGCAAGUGGCGAGCAGGAGUCUGCAUUAUAUUGAGCGGCUCCUUGGAAGUAGGGUGCAAGAGGACAAGCGUUGCGUGAAACACUGCGCAUGCAGGCACACACGCCGAUCACGUGCCCCACCACCCGAAGGAGUGGCUGCUGUCUGAACUCUUUGUUUAAAGAGGAAGGUGACAGUUGGGAGAGGAAAAAGGACAGCAACCUAGUGGAGGGAGCUGCUAUACGAAGAAAGAGGGACCAACAGAGAAUAAACACUGGAGCAAAAUGGAAGAACAGGAAUGAAUCAUCUGCUUUUCAGCAUGUAAUCAGACAAAUAAGACAGCCAGAAAGAGAAAGGAGCCUUUGCCCCCUGCGAAGCAAAAGCUUCAGCUCUGAACCAAGCUAUCAACCUUAGUGGGAAAUGAAGACAAAGAAGAAACCACAUAAAUGCCUGGAAUGUGGAAAGAGUUUCAGCCAGAGUGGAGAACUUACUAUACAUCAUAGAACCCACACUGGGGAGAAACCAUAUAAAUGUGUGGUGUGUGGAAAGAGCUUCAGUCAGAGUGGACAUCUAUCUUUACACCACAGAAUGCACACUCUGGAGAAACCACAUAAAUGCUUGGAGUGUGGAAAGAGCUUCAGUCAGAGUGGACAUCUUACUAGACAUCGUAGAACCCACACUGGGGAGAAACCACAUACAUGCUUGGAUUGUGGAAAGAGCUUCAGCCAGAGUGGAGAUCUUAGUAGACAUCGUAGAACCCACACUGGGGAAAAACCACAUACAUGCUUCGAGUGUGGAAAGAGCUUCAGCAAGAAUGGAGACCUUAUUGUCCACCAUAGAACCCACACUGGGGAGAAACCAUAUAAAUGCUUGGAGUGUGGAAAAAGUUUCAACACGAGAGGAGAACUUAUUAUACACGGUAGAACCCACACUGGAGAAAAACCACAUAAAUGCCUGGAGUGUGGAAAGACUUUCAGCCAGAGAGGACAUCUUACUGUACACAUUAGAACCCACACUGGGGAGAAACCACAUACAUGCUUAGAGUGUGGAAACAGUUUUAGGUCAAGUGGAGCUCUUACUUCACACCAUAGAACCCACACUGGGGAGAAACUGCAUAAAUGCUGGGAGUGUGGAAAGAGCUUCAGCACGAAUGGAGAACUUGUUAUACACCAUAGAAUCCACACUGGGGAGAAACCACAUACAUGCUUGGAGUGUGGAAAGAGCUUCCGUACGAGUGGACAUCUUAUUUUACAUCAUAGAGUCCACACUGGGGAGAAACCACAUACAUGUUUGGAUUGUGGAAAGACUUUCAGCCAGAGAGGUCAUCUUAUUUUACACCAUAGAAUCCACACAGGGGAUAAACCACAUGAAUGCCUACAGUGUGGAAAGAGCUUCAGCCGCAGUGGAGAUCUUACUAGACAUUGUAGAACUCACACUAGGUAGAAACCACAUAAACAGUGUCCUCUCUCUUUUUUCAUCUAUGUGUAGAAUGAGUUACGUUCUGGGUGGCAGUAUCAAGGCAGGGUGCGCAUUCAGAGUGGGGCCUUCCUGAUUCAACCUAAGUGGGAUCUAAAAUUAAUUGAGCACACACACAAAACCUUUGUGCACUUACACAUGCAUACACCUUAGAGGGAACACUGCACAUAAGGAAGGAGCUUCAGCACAACUUGAUAAACUUACUAUACAUCACAGAACCCACACUGGGGAGAAACCACAUUAGUGCUUCGAAGAGCUUUUGCCGUAUUGAAGAACUUUUAAUAUAUAAUAGAAACCAUACUGGGGAAAAUCAUAUAAAAGUUUGACAUUUGAAACGGCUUCAGGAGGAAGGGGUACCUUACUGCAUAUGUGCAAACUCAUACACAAUAUAAACCAAGCACGUGAAACUGAGACAAGCCUAAUAAUCUUUCCUAUGUAUAUGAAAUAUAAAAUCUUGUAAGAUUUCUUCUUUUGCUCUGCGUUGCUUUUACCCUUGUUAGCAUCAUCUUGGGAACUGGUAAUACAGAUGUGUUUUUGUGUCUGUGUUAUAUAUAAAUUUGCAUAAUUGGUUCAAAUUGAUCAAUAUUAGUGUUUCACAGUCUAUGCAUUCUUUUCAUUGACUGUGGAUUCUUUGUGCGUCUCUGGAAUGUGGACUGGGUGAAAUAUCCUAAAUCUCCCUGUCCAAGCAGAGAUUUUAAUGCAAAGUUUAUCUCCUUCUCUUCUUUAGAGAAGCAUGUAAUAACCAAAUGAACAUGACGUGGGUGGUUCCCCCUGCUCUCAGUUAAGAGUUUCUUAUAGUCUUCAAGGUGCAAAAGGGAACCUUGUUUCUAACCUGGAGGACCUUAGCACAGCUCUACAAGAUGCCCAUGGGAUGUCAGAACCCCUCAGGGCCUUUCUCUCCAAGACCCACUCUUUGAAGGGACAUUCCAGAAAACAGACAACUCAAGACAUGUCCUCAGGGUUCUUCUAAGUCAAACAAUGUACAGCUUCUGAAAGUUGCACCAUCCUUGGGUCAUGAUGCUCUUCAUAGUACUGUUGCCUCAAACAGAAGCAACACAACUGCUUGGGACACAAUGAACAGCCUUCAAGCUGAAUGAUAAUGUGGAGAUAGAAGCUAUUGAUUACGUUAUGCCUGAGACAAACCUUAUCCAUCGAAACUUUUACUCUGUAGGCCUUGGAGAUUCUGAUUUAAACAACACUGUUGUGCCUUCCCAACAUACUGGCCUGCUAAACUUAACUUCCUUGCAGGAGAACUUGACUAACUAACACCAGUCUCUGGUGUGCGCCCACAAUGGUGCUCUGGCAGUAUUUACCCCACUGCGUUCUCAGCCGCCGCCCUCUGACCUAUCUUUGAAUAUAAGCAAAGAACUUUCCCCGAUUCCCCAGGACCUCUCACAAUCUGAUUUGUAGGGGACUACUUUGGAUCUUAUAGAACAUAGAAGAUCUCCAACAGUCUCUACUGGUUGAUAUCCAGUAUAAUAUGGCUCUCUCAAGUUUCUUUCUUGGAACAUUGCCGGUUGGCGAAAUUACAGAUCCUGCUUUCAAUGAUUAUUUAGGACCAUUUGAUAUUGUUAUGUUGCACAAAACAUGGGUGCAUGGGAAAAUAUUGACUGAAGGCUCUGUUUUGGAGGAGGAGAGUGGGCUAGACGUAAGGAUGGGUUGGUCACUCUUAUUUCCAUGAAACUAUGGGCUAGUGUUAAGCAGCUUGAUCAACGUGGGCAUAUUGCCUCAACAUGUUUAGUCAAUCUCAGUCAUCAUGUUAUUUUGUCUAUUAACUACCUCCUCCCACAUACCAUACAAUCACAAGCCCAGGAACAUUGGCUAGCAUUAGAAUAAUAUACCUCUGAACUGUCACAGACCUUCCCCGAUGCCGCAAUAGUAGUGGCAGCAACUUCAAUGCUAGAAUUGGUCUUAAACAUGAGAUGCUAUAUGCACAUUUCAGUGGUGUCCCUCCUCUGUAUGAGGAAGUCCCUUACUAACAUGAGCCUCUAAGGACACUAAAGUUAACUGAUGGGACCACCGUCUGAUGCAAUUUGUGUGUAUAUUAGAUCUUCACAUGCUGAAUGGAGCAAUAUGGAGUGAUCACCCCGCCAAAUUUACCUAUUGGUUUGGGUGUGGUGCUAGCUCCAUAGAUUAUGUUAUGGUUUCAUGUGACUGACUGAAUAAUGUGGCCUUUCUCUCAUUUGAUAGUGAUCAUUUGCCCUUAUUCUUGGAAUUAUAAUUAAAAGGACAAGGCAUGCAUACAAUGGACAAAUUUCUAGCAGCCCCAGAGGUAGACUCAGGCUACCAAAGAAUUAAGUGGUCCGUUAGACUGUUGAAAGCAGUAUCAAAUUUCUAUGCUUCAGAAAAAGCUCACCUUGGUUAUAGUAGAAUUGUAACUGUGGAAUCACCGGAAAUAGCUAUUCAGUCCUAUCAGGGGCUUUCAGUUUCAACUCACUUGUGAGAUGUCUUUGAAAGUGAAUUAUAUAUAGUAGCAGCCACUCAAUGUGAGGACAAUUAUAAAUUUUAGUUGUGGUUUGACCAGGAGUGCCGGAAGGCUAAUUUUAAAUAAUAUAGACUGAAUAGUAGUAGAUAUACUCUUCUGAUGCCACCUAAUGGUGCAGCGGGGAAGUGCUUGACUAACAAGCAGAAGUUGCUGGUUCGAAUCCCCGCUGGCACUAUAUCAGGCAGCAGCGAUAUAGGAAGAUGCUGAAAGGCAUCAUCUCACACUGCACGGGAGGAGGCAAUGGUGAACCCCUCUUGUAUUCUACCAAAGACAACCACAGGGCUCUGUGGGCGCCAGGAGUCGAAAUCGACUUGAUGGCACACUUUACCUUCAUGCUGUGAAAGGCUUCAUGGGCUGAUUGAUGGCACACUUUGCCUUUAAUGCUAAUGCUUGAUUCCUCCUACUGUGCAGAUGCAGAAGAAACAAUAUAAGGGAACUAAUUAAGAGGGGGGAAAGAGGAAGCUGUAAAACAAAUUUGGUCUAAAUUGAUCCAGGUCUCUAGACAGAAAAAUUCUGCCUCCUUUUGACAUAUUUGAAGGGCAGUAUAAAAAUUCUAUAAAUAAAUAAAUAAAUAAAAUAUUGUAGCAGGUGGAUUCCCUAGACUCUACUAAGAUAACUUGCCAUGUAUCAGCAAAUGUUUAGUAAUCAUUGGAUCAGUGAGAAGAGCUCCUUUGAGGUCUGUGAGGAGAGCGGGUUUGUCCGACCCUCCCCGCAGACGAUCACUUACUCUUUACUGGGCAGGUGGCUAGCCUGCAGCUGUCCUGCGCCUCUCCCGUCUGCUCCGGGGUCAGAUGCAGGGAAGUGCUGCUGUGUGUUCCCACCCACCCCCAGAACCCCAAUAAUGCACCAUGCAAGCGUGUGCUGCAUUAUUGGGAUUCCUCCUCCCCCUGUGUGCCCACUGUAGCUAUAAGCAGCCAUGGCAGACAUAUGAUCGUUCAAAUGAAGUUAAGGGAGCGCUCACUCCCUAAAUCUCAUUUAACUAGGAGGCUUCAGAGGUGGGUUUGACAAUGUGUAGCCACUGGGAUCGAGCCUGAUCCCAGUGGUUCACACGAAUGUGCAAAGCCAGGCUGGGCUCCCUUCGCCUGGUUUUGCACGCUCGUGGGAAUAGCCUCAGAUUUUUCAUCACACUAUGCAGCUGAUUCAGUGUAGAUGACAUCUGUUACACCCAGUCUAGCCAAUCUGCCUCCUUGCCCCAGUCACCACCUCUGAAAUAGAAAAGUUAAUAGCACAGCUUAGACAGCAAAAAGCCCCUGGGGCUGAUUAUAUCUCUGCUGAAAUGAUUCAAAAUAAUGUUGUUGGUGGGCCCCAAUUCUGUCAGUUCUUUUCACUGCUAUUGAUCAUGCUGUGCAGAUUCCCCACGACUGGGGCCUGACGCUCUUUUAAAUAGAGUCCUGCUCUUUUAAAGUGAAGCUCUACGCCAGACUUUUAUGCUGGAAAUUCUGGUCCUGGUUAGACAUUGAGAACGUUCUGGCCGUUCUGAACGUUCUGGCACAGGCAGACUUCAGGACUAGCCGAUCAAUUUCUAGUCCUACAACAUUUGGAAAAGAUGUACAGCUCUAGGCCAUUGCUGCAUUCAUUGAUUUCAAAUCUUCCUUCAAUUCUAUUUACAGGGAAGGUUGGAUACUUCUGCUAUUGAUCAUCGAUUGCUCACUCUUAUUUGUAUGCCUCAUCAAAAGAACUAUCUGAGGGUGAUGAGCAAUCAGCAGGGCCAUUUAUCAGGCCCAGUUCCAGUCCAGAGGGGUGUAAAACAGGACUGUAUUUUAGUUCCCCCUGUUAUUUAACUAUGACAUAAAUUCCCUGGUGCAAGUCUUACAAAAUUCUAAUUUCCACCUUCCUAAUUUGGCCUCUCGUCCAAUUCCUGCACUUCUCUAUGCAGACGAUACAGUAAUAUUAUCCUUUUCUGAAAUAGGUCUGCAAAGAGCCCUUAAGAGCCCAUUUGCUGCAUAUUGUUUGGAGGAAAGAUUAGAUAUUAACUAUACAAAAACUAAGGUCAUAGUGUUCCCCAAGAAAUAAUCCAAACAGAUGGCAGAUCAAUGGCCAAGAAAUAGAGCAGGUUAAAACUUACAAAUAUUUAGGGGUGGGUUUCCAAUCAAAUGCCUCCUGGAAGGCUCAUGUGGCUCAUGUUACCCAAGGAGUACAUAGAAGUGCAACUGCACUAUCUAGAUUCUAUUUCUCCAGGCGAAGUAAAUAUGAACCUGCAGCAGUGUGAGCUUUCCAAGGUAAGGCAACAUCUCAAUUAUUGUAUGGUACACACAUUUGUAUAUACCCAAAUUUUCAUUCUCUGGAGGCGGUACAGUCCAAGCUUCUUAGAUCUAUCUAUCUAUCUAUCUAUCUAUCUAUCUAUCUAUCUAUCUUUCUAUCUUUCUCUAAGUUGUACCCGUUGCUAAUCCCAUGCGUGGCAGCUCUCGUGAGAGUUCACAAGCAAGCUGCUGGCAGGGGGAGAGGAAAGUGGUGGGACAGGCAGGUGAGGCGGGAAACAAAAUGGUGGGGGAGGGGAGAAAACAGCGUGGGGGGAGAAAACGGUGGCAGGGGGUGGGGAAAGAAAUCCAUGGGUGGGCAGGCACAGAUGCUCUGUGCCCAGCCUAGCUAGUUCUUAUUAUUCCAUGCUGCAUACCAAAUGCUUUACUGAGAACUGAAACCGGGUUAAUCCCAGCUGAAGACCAAAUUUGGUCGCUUAUUUUCCACUAUUGGCUCAAAUUAAUCUACAACCCUUCCAGUUUGGCCCCUUUCACCUUAAUGGAUCGUUUCCCCUCUAGAUGGAAAAAUACAGUGGAGAAGAAACUUCGAUGUUUUGGCCUCCCACUUUCAAAUCUGGCCUGAAUAGGUCCUUUAAAGGCAAAAGAAUCAAUUCACCAGCGCCUUUGGGAUAUUGCGCUUCAAAAGGACAGAGCGCAAACUGCACACUGUGUGGUUGUAGGAAAUCCUAGAAAAAUCUUAUCCUCGGCUAAUUACUUAUAUAAACUUACUUUCCCUAAGUUCUGCCAUGCCUUUAUUUUGGCCCGUUUAAAUGUGUUAUCCUUGGAUGUUUUGGAGGGUAGAUUUCACCGUACGCCAUAUUCCCAACGGCUCUGUCUUUGCUGCUAAGACAUGAUCGAGUCCAUGGAGUAUGUAUUACUUUAUUGUGUAUUUUAUAGAGAUAUACAUUCUCAUAUUGGGCCAAUUUUGUUACACUAUCCAGGCAGGCCUGACGACUUUUAUGUAAAUCUUUCUGACUUGGAUGCUGAGAUUACCUACUCUGUGGCCAAAUUUUGUGCCAUAGCUUAUAAUACUAGGAAACAAAUGGUUAACCCUUGUAUUAUGUAAGGUACAUGUGUUGUUCAGGUGGUGCGUUGGUAGUCUUAGUAUUUUUAAGUAUUCAUAAUUAUUUAGUAUCGGAGUAUUUUAAGUUAUAUUGCUUGUAACUGUUGAUUAUUGUAUUUGUUGUAAUAUCAUGAGACAAAUGUUACAGCUUGUAAUACUAGGAAAUAAAUGACUAACUCUUAUGUAAGGUACAUAUGUUGUUCUGGUGGUGGGUUGGUAGUCUUAGUAUUUUUUAGUAUUAUUCAUUAUUUAGUAUCAGAGUAUUUUAAGUUAUGUUGCCUGUAAUUGUUGAGUAUUGUAAUUGCUGGCUGGUCAUGAACUGUAAUAAAUAAAUAAAUAGAUGAUGAUGAUGA